Insectozyma verbasci is the source of this 2055-nucleotide messenger RNA. The record is from the annotation of a GenBank genome assembly. Lineage: Eukaryota; Fungi; Ascomycota; Pichiomycetes; Serinales; Debaryomycetaceae.
AUGACUUCAAAAUAUAAACCGUUAAAAGGUUUAGUGUUUUGUUGUACUGGUUUUGAUAAUUCGACUCGUUUAGAUUUACUGACAAAAAUUGAAUCAUUAGGUGGUUUUACUUAUUUAGAUUUAAUGACUGAUGUUAAUUAUUUAAUUGUUGGUAAAAGACAAUCACAAAAAUAUCAGUUUUGUAUUAAAAAUAGAUUUGAUAUUAAAUUUAUUUCUAAACAUUCAAUUUAUAAUAUUUAUAAUAAAUGGUUAAAUGGUGAUGAUAAUUUAAUCAUUGAUGAUUUUUUACUACCAGUUUUUGAAAAUAUUGAUGCAUGUAUUUCAAGAAGUCCAAUUACUCAAUCUCAAUUAAAGAUUUUAAAUUCUGUUAGUUAUAGAAAGGGUAAAAAAUUAAGUGUUGAUUAUUUUGAUGUUAAAAAUUUGAUCAAUUUAUUUAUUGAAAAUGGUGGUAUUGCAAAAGAAUCAUUAGGUAAUAAAUCACAUUGUAUUAUUUGUUCUUCACCAAAUGGUAAUAGAUAUAAUAAAGCUGUUGAAUGGGGAAUACCUGCUAUUCAUCCAAUUUGGGUUGUUGAUUCCUUGAUUAGAGGUGCGGCCUUAAAUUGGGAUGAUUAUAUAUUAAAUGAAAAUUCAAAUGAAAAAUACACUCAAGGGUGUCUCGUAUGGGACGAAGUUGUUGAAAACAAUAAUCAGGUACUAAAACCAAAAGUUAAACAAGAAGAAGUUGAAACAGCUAAAAAAAUCAAUAUAAAUAAUAGUGAAAUUUGGAGUUCAAUUAUGGAUAAAACCAAAAAAAAGAUCAAGAAUGUAACAACAAACGAGUGGAAAUCUGAUGACGAACAAGAAGAGGAGGAAGAGGAAGAGGAAGAGGAAACAACAGAAUUUAAAAAAACAGAACUCAAAACAGAUUUCAAACUACUAAUUGGGUUUAACUUUUUACUUAUUGGUUUUAAUACAAAAGAAUCUGAUUUAUUAUCUAAAGCAAUUAUGAAUGCACUGGGUGAAGUUUCAAAUGAUGCAUUAGAUGAUUCAAUUACACAUAUUAUUGUACCUGCUAAGAAAGGCUCAACAUUCAGUCAAUCAUUAAAAUCAUUACCACAAGAAUUAAAAGCAAAAAUAACAAAUGGUUUAGUUAAAAUUGUAACUGAAUUUUUCAUUGAAAGAUGUUUAUUUUAUAAAAAGAACAUAUAUGAUAAAUGGGGUCAGCCUAUACAAGGAUUGAUAGAAUCCACUACUUGCUUCAAAGUAACAAGUAGUGGAUUUACUGGAAUUGAAUUACUCCAUAUUCAAAAAUUAAUUAAAUUUUUGAAUUUUGAAUACUGUGAAAAAUUAACAAAUGAAAUAGACUUGAUUAUAUUGAAUAUCAAUUUAUUUAAAGCUAGUUUUAUUAAAAAUUCACCGAAACUAUUCCAAUAUAAAAAGACCAAAGAUAUAAUUAAUUGUCCAACAUACCAAUCACAUAACAAUUCAUCCGUCUCAAUAAUAUCUGCAAAGAAUAAAAUAGAUGCAGCUAAAAAAUGGAAUAUACCUGUAGUUUCAUUAUCAUAUUUAUUUGAAAUUUUUGAAUUAUCAACAAAUAAACAUCAUACAGUAUUACCUGAUAUUUGUGAUUUACAUUGGUGUAUAUUUGCACCCAAAACUUAUAAUAAACCAAAAUCAUUAAUUGAAUAUAUCAAUAAUUUAAAUGAACGAAGUAAGAGAAGUAUUAGUGAAGUGACUUAUUAUAGUAAUAGCAGUUUUACUGAUGAAAAUGGAAGUAUUAAGUUACCAUCACCAAGGAAAAUACAAUCAAAACAAAAAUAUGGUAGAAUAGCAGGAAGAUCACCACAAUCCAUAAAGAAUAAAUUGAUUCAAGCAGCAGAGGAAGAAGAGUCACAAAAGCAACUACCCGAAAUGGCUUAUGAAGAAGAGUUAUCACAAGUUUCAUAUCAAGAUCAUGAAUCAAUGAUUAAUAAAGAAAAUUUACUUAGGAAAUUAGACGAUAAUUCAAAUAUUCAUGGUAGAACUGCAACUACAAUAGUAAAUAGUACUGAAACUAAUAAAAGACGAAAAAUGUAA